ACUUUCCACUGACUUUCGUCUUUCUGUGUGUCUGAUACUCGGCAAACGAUCUUGAAGUUACACUGAAAAAUGGCGUCGGUUAACUCUUCGAAGUCCCAUCGAUUCGUUGAUUUUCUCCCUUCAAUUAGGCCAUCUUUUCUUUCGGUGGUGGUACUUUUUGCUUGCGGAUGUCUCUGGGUGAAGAAUGAAACAACCAAGGAGCGACUGAUAGCAUUGGAAACUCGCAUCAACAUGUCUCCAGUGGUUCUUGUUGAUACUGGCUGCACUACGGAAAAGAGUGAAAGGACAGCCCAUAGGCCAAAAGAAGAUUCCGUGAGAUAUCUCUUAAAGAAAAUUCAGACAGAAAGGAAGUUCAUGGAUACCUCAGGUUAGGAUCACGACUGUAGAAAAAAUUUCCCCAAUUUUUUAAACUUUUAAGCUUAUUGUUGGGGGAUAUUUAAGCUAUGUAAGUAUGUGCGGAGCCAGCAGGAAUGGGUUUUUAGCUCUUAGCCUUAAUUUGGACCGAAAUAGGGUAAAAUUUAGUGCUUUCUGGAACUAGGACCUGGAAUUAAGGGAUGCUCUUUAAUGAUGUCAGCUGUAAUGUUUCUUUAAUUGAGAACUGUGUUUCAGAAUGAAGACAGCGGGCAAUCACAUAAUUUGCUCUGAAAACGGGUCAUGUUUCAGUUCUGCGGUAUGUCGCACAUCCCGACUGACAUUUUCCUGAAGAAUCUCAGGAAGCUUAUACCGUAUAUUAUGUGGGCGAGUUACGUGACCCUGUGUUCGAGUCUCAAAAUUGUUUGCUUAAUCUUGUAAGUUCAAAUCAUUGAAGAAUACGUGCAUAUUAUAAGGAUAUUAUGAGCAGACAGCAAAGCUCCACCGGCUUUAUAUAUUGCUUUGUAUAUUGCUAUUGAAGUGGAUAAUGACGAUAUGCUAAUAAGUCCUAAACAAAAGGUAAAAGAAAAGUUCAGCAGACAAUUAUUCAUUAAAAUAAUAUGGAGUAUCCUCCGACAAAGAACUGAAAAUCUUGCAAUCAGGCCAACGUUGUUCAACCAAUCUCAAAUCAGUUCGGACAGACUGAAUAUUUCCGAAUUAGGAUGCCUCUUGUACCCUUUACACAAAAAGGAAAGCUAUACAUGCAGUUUUUUAUUACUCUGAACAGCUAAAAUUUGUUCUGUUUCAUUUUUUUAUUCUUUUUUCAUGUCUUCGGGUUUUGCGGAGUCAGCGGAUUGCUUUUGAACGGAUGGGUAAAGAGGUCUAUACUUUGACUCAAAAUGGGGAAAUGAGGAACUUAUAUCCUCAGCUACAUAAGAAAAUUACUUGCUCUUAAAUUGAUCCUUCGAAUUUGUCCUCAAAUAAUGUACAGGGAAAUUUUGGCUAGAUUUUCAGAGACUUUGAGAAAAUGAGAUCCAAUCGAGUCAUGAAUUUUACACUCAAAUUUGAAUUUUAAUCUGCAAACGACAUUAAAAAAAUGCUUCCAAGUGGUAGUUGGGCUACAAACGUUAAGCGAAACAAGACGGUGGAAUUUCAUACCGACGAAGACUCAAUCACAUCAGCGGAAAUUUUCCCAGCACUUAGUUUGCUUUUCUCUUAGCUUUAUUAGAUGAGUCAGAAGAUUCAAGAACAAGCGCAAAGUCAAGAAAUCGGAGACAGGUUUCGAACGUGACUUCAGCAACCAUCAGUAUGCAUGACGUGCGUCAAGAAAUCACCAAACAGUUUGAACAACUAAUGCCCUCCAAGUACUGUAAGUCACAAGAGAGGGUAUGCCCUGUAGGUCCCCCCGGACUUCCUGGUCCCAUUGGUGUACGAGGACCACGUGGCAGGAGGGGACCUAGAGGAAAGAAAGGUAACCCAGGUAGCCUUGGACCACCUGGAAAAUCAGGAAUGGCUGGACUUCCAGGAUCUAGGGGAGAAAAGGGUGAUAAGGGCGAACCAGGAAAUCCGGGACCACCUGGGAGGCCUGGAGAAUCAAUAUCUGCUCCACAAGUGAUGGUACCACCUGCAAAUCACACUAGAGAUGAAGGAGGAAAUACGGCGAUUUAUUGUACGGUUGGCGGAAACCCUACUCCUACUGUCGAAUGGCGAUUCAAGGGCAGAAAGCUUCUUUCGGGAGCAAAGUAUUUGGUUAAAAAAACAGAGCUGAUCAUCAGGAAUCUGAAUUACAGCGAUGCUGGGCAGUACAAAUGUGCGGCAAGAAACAUUCUUGGAUCGUCUGAGGCGUCUGGUAAUUUGAAGGUUCGAGGUAAGAAGAACAAUAAGCUUUACUACUUUGAAAAUUGAAAACCCUUUUGCAAGCCGCUGAUGUGCCAUCAGAAUUCUUUCUUACCAAAGUCAGGGAUGGGCCAUGUUUCCUGGCUGAUUGCUUGUCUUAUUAAACGUGUUUUGCAAUAGGGUCCUGUUACAUUGCUAUUGAAGGGGCAUGAAGUCCAGGAGGGUAACUGUCAUUAUAAAAAGGGUGGUGUGUUACAUGAGAGAGGAGGAGGUGUUCUAAUCUUGUAUAUUACUUAUCACUGCCUGUCAGGAAACAACUAAUGAACCCUUUCUUGUCUCAGUAUCUAUUUUCACUUUCCAAGGGUGCGUGAUGAUCGUAAGCAACGGCUAGAAUUAAACCCUCGCGGGAGAUCCAUCAGAACGUAGCUCAAGCUUUAUUUGUCAAGUCAGCCAGUGAAAUAAGAGAUUUUAGGAAGAUUUCUUGCAAUGAAGUUGCUGUCUUUGAAAGAUUUCUUUUUUUCUCUCCCGCUUCUCUGCCCUUACCAUUUUUCCUCAGGAACCUAUUUAGCAGCUCCUUGCUUUCUAUACCUUUGAUUAAUACAGUCUUUAAUUUAUUCGUGAACAAUAAAAAGUUGGAGGGAGGAGGGCUUACUAACUUUCUUCACCUGAAAAGGGGGGGACUAAAUAGAGGAUUUACAGUAUUUCUUCAUACACGAUUUUGAGCUUGUAUACUAUAAAAAUUUUGAAGUUCCGUACUAAACAAACUGGAUGAUUCCAGAAUCUUCAAUUUAAAUACCCAAACAAAACUAAUAAUGUGGCUUUUACUGAACUCAACAAAACUCACAUAGCUCACAUAGCCGCCAAUUCUGUGUAUAGUUUGGAAGACCGGUAAAAACUAUAGCUUUUUCAAGCCACAUCGUAUUGAUUCUUCGUCUGUUAGGUCUUCCGAUCUUUACCAAAAAACCCUCAUCACUGGUCUCAAAAAUGGAAUUCGCUCAAAUACAAGAAACUUGCCAGGCAGAAGGGUAUCCACCUCCCAAGUUGACCUGGAUCAGACUUGUUAUGCCUUUACCUGCCUUUACCGAGGUUAAGGAAGGUAAACUAACUAUCAGGAAUUUACAACCAGUGGACAGCGGUUUGUACCAGUGUGUAGCAACAAACAGCUUAGGAACCAAGAAGGCCACGAUGAACUUGUUUGUGCAAAGUCGACCAGGAGGUUUGUAUAGCGCACGUUAUGCCGACCUUAUAUUUCAUGAUAAAACAUUCUGCUGAAAGAUUAGCACUUCAUCAUGUUUGAAGUCUACUCUUGCAAAACUGAAAUUGACUGAUGUAUUUAACAGACUAAGAUUCCCCUAAAUUUGCUACUGACUCUCUAGGUGUUCAAUUGCAGUGGCUGGCGUGUGGGUGCAGUAUCCGAUGACGUCAUUUUUGACCUGCAGGUGCAGGUGUGCGGUAUUGUCUCCAAUGACGUCAUUUUUGUCUCACACCUUUAUACCUGGAGAAACUAAACUCUAACUCUAAAAGAUCGCAGAAUGACGUAAAUAGAUUUCUCAAGUUUUUGUGCUAAAACUCUUGGUUGUUUGGUUCAGAGUCGUAUCUCGAGAGAAGAGAACACUACUGAGUAAUGACCCAAUUUUCAAGGUUUUUCUCGUUAUCUACUCAGCACUGUAAACGAGUCAACGCUUACCCUUCACUCUCUUCCCGCGCACCUUUUCUGACACCUCAAAAUGUAUGUUAUUAGAGAGCUUUUGAUUCGAGAACGAGGAAGACAUUUAAUUUUAAGUUUUCUCGCCUAUUCUCUGAAAAAUAACACUCCGGAAAGCAUCAUAGUGUACUUUUUUUUUUACCACAAAAGUUAGUUUAUUUAUUUCCGUUGAAGGAGGUAAAGCCAUCUCCCGAUCAUUAUAAAUGGUAAUAUUUCUAACAUUUGAUAACUUGAAUUUCCGCCACUACGACGUUCUCGCUAAACCUCCUAGUAGAAUGACGAUGGCUACGACUACGAGUACGAGAUUUUCUCAAUACUAAGUAAUGCUCGCGCGUGAACCAGCGUCAUUUGGCGGGAAAACGUGAUAGCCGUCGUCACUCUAGUACGAGUUUUAGCGCGAAGGUCGAAGUGGCGGGAACAAGAUGUCAAAUGUAAGAAGUUUGAUCAUUUUGCGAUCGGGGGAGGGUGUAACCUCCUUCACUGAAGAUAACAGUGCUAACUUUUCUAGUGAAAAAUGGUCAAAUAAAGCUUUUCGGAGAGUCUAUAUUUUGAGAAUACGCGAAAAAACUUUAAGUCAAAUCUCGUAAUCGUAGUCGUCCUCGUCCUCGAAUCUAAAGGUCUCUAAUUAGAAUCUAAAGUUCUCUAUUUAUUCUUUGGGUAACCUUCAUAUUUAAAAUAGUCAUUCAGGCUAUCUCAUAAAAUCCUCGGACCUAAGCUUUGGCAAUGUUUGAGCGUAUCGGUACCAGUUAUUUUUUCAAAGAUAAAUUUUUGUAUAGGUCCGUGUGAAGGAAUGUGAAACUGCAAGAAGUGAAGAACUCUCGUGACCAAAAAUACCAACACCACAAACCAAAUCCACUGAACAAAUGAAGAUUGUUUCAUUUGAUUCAGUGAGGUGCGUGGUUAAAAUCUGCGUGGUAAAUAAAAAUUACAUGUUGCUACAACCGAAAAUUUGACAUAAAGAAACAACAAAACUGCGACAAAGCGAGCACUGUACAUGUGAAACACACUUAGAUUGUUACGGCCAAGGAAAACUGCUGCGUUAGCGGACUGCGUAAAACGCGAAGAAACGUAGAAAAGCACUGAUGAGAACUGUGCUUAGCGCAGACCAAAACAAAACUGAACAUAGUGCUGAGGAACUGCGAUGUAAAAUACGGUUGAAUUAUGGUUGAAUGUACAGAAAACAAAAGUGACGAAAAGACUCUAAUGAAGAUGAAAAAGAUACGAAGAGACGCUAACGAAGCCGCGAAAAAUGACACAAAGAACUAAACACCUAACACGAACUACAAUAAACAAAGCUUCAUUAGACGUACGGAAAAAUAAAGAAAGGAAUUCUGAAAAAUUGUUACACUUUGAUCUAAAAGAGUGUGACACGAAAAAGACGUCAUCGCACACUGCACCUUUAAACUUGCACUUACACCUGCAGUCACACAUGUGCACCGGCAAAUUAAAGCCUCCGUAUGCUCCUUGUUUCUUUAGUUCUAAUUAAGUAAACUUAUAACGUUUGAAACAGAGCACGUUAUGUACCAUAAAACGAUGCUACAAGGCUGAAUUAGCAGACAUCCAUCUUGCAAAGUAUGUACCAGUGCGUGUCAACAGCGAGGAAGCAUAAAACUUCUCCAAUAAGGGCCAUAAAGGAUUUGUUCACGCAACGACGAUCUGGUUUGUAAAGCAAGGAUAUCAUAAUUCUCCAUUCCCAACAAGCAGAUUUAACAGACCUUGGCAGAGUAAUGUAGACAACGUACAAAAAAUGGUUCCUUAAGGCUGAAAACCUGAGUCUCUCUACCCUUUAUUUCGUUCAGCUAUCGAAAAACAAGAACAAAAACACUAACAAACAAACAAACAGACAAACAAACGUUAGGAAUAGUUGGGCACGUGAUUAAAUAAUUGUUUUUCGUCCUAGCUAAAUGUGACUGCUGGCGCAGCCGGUCCAGAAGUCCUAGCAGUGGCUGGGGAUACUCUAAUGAUCCCAGUGGCAGUGGAAACGUUGACGCAAUCGAUUUCCAGACAAAUGGUGACGUCAUUUUGUCAGGUUACCGUCUGUGGGGAGUCAAGAGCGGUUCAACUAGUUUCCAGGUCACCAUUCGCUUGUACCGUGGAAGCAACUUGAUCGCAGAAAAGACUGGGUCCUAUGCUACCAGUUUCAGUGUCAAGACAUUUGAGGUGCUUUUUUCCCAGGUGAUUUCGAUCCGCGCUGGUGUCACAUACACUGCAACAGCAAGAAUAGUUACAAGUACAACCUCCUUUUAUCACACGGACGGCUUGGCAAGUGCCUCGUGUUCUGGUGUCACCGUAACCUUCAAGACUUCCUCAAAAAACUCAAAUGGUUCUAGCCGGUCUCAAGGUCAAAUACCAGCUUUAAUUUUCCGUUCCUCUCAGUGCUGA
Messenger RNA from Porites lobata, 6274 nucleotides. Lineage: Eukaryota; Metazoa; Cnidaria; Anthozoa; Scleractinia; Poritidae. The record is from the annotation of a GenBank genome assembly.